ACUCUUCAUUUCCAUCCGAUCAUGCUGUUAUUCCAAGUGCUAUUUGCUGGUCUAUUGCUGGUUACUGCAUCUAAAGCCAAAAUAGGAUAUUUCUGGCACAUCACUGACAUUCAUUACGAUGUACACUACUCUGUGAAAGGCGAUACAAGGAAAAAUUGUUGGCGCACCGAUGUGAACGGCGGUGCAUUCUAUCCAGACGGCAGAUUCGGCGAUCACAACUGCGAUUCGCCCUGGGCUCUCGUCCAAUCAGCGGCCAGAGCUAUGAAAGCAAAGCAUGGUGAUAAUGUCGAGUUCGUCCUGUGGACUGGAGACGGACUAUCUCGGACAGCCAUUGGCAGGUCGUCGGAGCACCAAGUUUCAGCGCUGCAGAACCUGACAAGUCUGUUGAGGAACGCUUUUAGCAGUCAGUUUGUGUUUCCCGUCCUCGGCCACGACGACCCUGGUUCGAGCCCCGGCGAGCGACUCAGUUACGGAGACCUCGCCGACUUCUGGAGACAGUGGCUGCCCACCGAAGCCAUACAAACAUUCAAAACAGGUGGCUACUACACGAUAGAACAGAAAAAGCACAAGUUGAGGAUAAUCGCACUUAACACGAACCUGUACAGUCAGACGAAUGCGCAGGAAGAUCCAUCCGGCCAAUGGCUGUGGCUGGAGUCAGUGCUGGCCAAGUCACUCAAGAAUCGAGAAACUGUGUACUUGGUCGGUCACAUGGGACCAGGAGCAGAUGAGAGGCAACCAGAAGCUGUUCCGCUCUUCCAAGAAAAAUUCGCUAGAAGAUAUCUCCGCUUAGUCAGAAAAUAUGCUCAAAUAAUAGUGGGACAAUUCUUCGGUCAUCUACAUUCAGAUACUUUUCGACUUGUCUACAGUGACCAAGGUCAACCAGUAUCUUGGAUGCUGAUGGCUCCCGCGGUGACGCCGAGAAGAACUAACAGUGGAUCCGCGAAUAAUCCUGGCCUAAGACUGUACAAAUUCGACACGGAUACUGGACAAGUGUUGGACUAUACGCAGUACUACCUGGACUUGGAAACGGCCAACUCAAGGGACCAGGCAGACUGGCAGCCGGAGUACAACCUGACCACCUACUAUGACCUCAAGCACCCCAUCACUCCCCAGUCACUGCACGACCUCGCUCAGAGCUUCCGCAGUGAUCCCCACUCCACCUACUUCCCCAGGUACUACAGAGCGAACUCAGUGGGCUUGGACUCAGGCGAGUGCAUGGCGAGUUGCGUGCAUACGCACUUCUGCGCGAUCACCAAGCUCGACUACACGGAGUUCACGCACUGUCAGGAGGCGGCUGCCUCCGCCCUGGCCUCGUCGGGGCCACGCCUUGCCACCGUCACGCUCGCCGCGUGGCUGUUCGCUGUCACGCCGUUUGUCACCUGAUCGGGUCGAGCGGCCUUCGCCUGUCGCGAAUAGGCUGUCUCAAUGCUGGCCAAGCUACAGACUCUUCCAAACAAGCCGCUGAAACUAGUAAUGCUUCACAAGAUUUACAAUGUAUCAAAGUGAAGAUGAUUCUGCAAGUGCUGAAACUGUAUGGGAAACUGCAAAUUCGUCUCGUUCUAUCGAACUGAGGAAAGCUCUGCAGGUGCUGAAACUCUAUGGGAAACUACGGAAACGUCUCAAAAAUCUUUUAGAGUGAGGAAAACUCUGAAGGUGCUGAUACUCUAUGGGAGACUACGGAAACGUCUAAAAAAUCUUUUUGAGUGUGGAAAAUUCUGUACCUAGGUGCUGAUACUCUACGGGAAACUACUAAGGCGUCUCAAUAUGUGCAAUGUAUCGAAGUGAGGAGAAAUUUUCAAGUGCUGAAACUCUUUGGAAAACUACUAAUGCGUCACACGAUUUACAAUGUAUCGAAGAGAGGGAAAAUCUGCAGGUUCUGAAACUCUAUGGGAAUCUGCUAAUGCGUCUCAAGAAUCUAUUGAUGUGAGGGGAAAUCGGCAGGUAUUCUCGAAUGCAUCAUCAUUUGAUACUCCACAAUUUGUUAACAAUGAAAAAUAAUCUUCAGAUCCGAUAUUUUUUCUCGCUUGAAUCUUUCGACACUUAUAAUGAUUCUGCAGAUUAUUUCAAUGUUGUAGAUGCAUUUGAUUCUCGAGAAUCGUUUGCCAAUGAAAAUCUGUAAUUUUUUUAAUUACCUGUACAUGCGUCUUGAAAGCACUCGAUUUUCAAGAAUCUGUUAAUAUUGAGCGAGAAUCUGUAUAAUAAUAUGCUUCUUGAAUAAGUGUCGCAAUUGGAAGAUUUCCAAUUGAAGCCACAUGCUCUCUAAAUGAUGACAUCAACACUCAGAAAAACCUACUGUUGGUGCUUUUUGGGAAUGAAUUGGGUGCUCCAUCCAAUAAAUUGGGUUAUCCUGGUAAUGAAUCCUUCUUGUAUCUGUCACCUAUAAUUCAGGGUUGAAGAGAAAGAAUGUUCUCAUCAACCUUGGCUCGAAUAGGCCAGCUGAAAUGAGAGACUAGAAUGAGCUAAAAAUGCUUCUUCGUGAUUUUGUAUGUCGAUCUCGGUGUUUAGACUUCAUGAAUGGUGCAAAUUAAUUAUUUUUUUAACAAAUUUUGUUUGGAGAAUGAAUUUUUGUUAGGUGAAUUAUGGACAUUGUGUUAUGGAUGUAGGAAACGGUUAUAGAUAUUUCUUCAGUAUAAUGUGUGGUGAACGAGAUUAAUGUGUACAUUCCGCUUCUCUAUUUGUUAAACAAUUUUUCGGGUAAAGGCCUGUUGCACAAGAACAGUGAAGUCCUGUAAUACAAGGAACAACUGAAAACUACUCAUAGAUGACAUGAAUAGUGAGAAUUCUACUAUUUAAAUAAUUUAUAUGAUUUAUAAUAGAAUAUGAACAGUUUUUCACCUGUAUUACAGGACUCCUCAAUAAUCAUAAUGGGUGCCCACCGUUGUAAUAAGUUAUUCAGUGAUGGAUAUAAAAAUAUUGAGUAUUGAAGAUCUUGUUAGAGAAGGAGAGUUCUGAAUAUGAACGUGAUUAUUGUAAGAAUAAAUUAAUCUAUCGACUUCAUCGUUGUUGGUUAUUGUCGUAACUUAAUCUCUCAAUGCUUCCAAACGAUAGCUUGUCUUUUUUACAGAUUUGAUUUUUCGCCAAUUGAGGUUAUUACACUUAUAACGUAUUGAUUUUUGUGUAUGUUCUGCUUAUUGUGAGUAUCUUAUACAAAAAAUGUGAAAAUUAUGCGUAAUGAAGUUAUGCGUUGAAAAUGAUGACUGAACGUGCGUUGAAGUUAUAUUCAUGAUUCCUCAGUGGGAUCAGAAAGUGUCGUUUAUUUGAGUUUUAAUGCUCUGUGCAAGGCUUUUACGAAUUUAAAUCUUUCCUUGAUUGGAGAUUGCAGAGCCUGCGUUAUUGGCCUACUUCUCAAAAAACACUGUUGAUUUACUUAGCAAUCGGACGUGUUACUGUUCAAAAGCAGUAGUUGUAUAAACUAUUUCAAACUUCAUUAUCUUCAUUCAUUUGAAGAUCAACUAGUGAACUGAAAAAUUAUAGUCAUUUUUGUGUGAUAAGCUGUAAAUUGUAAAUAUUAUGUAGAAGUUCCUUCGAACUAAGGUUGUUUUAUAUGAAUAUAGUAUAUGUUUCCAGUGAUGAGAUUUUAUGUUACUCAUUGUUCUCUUACAUGGAUCAUUAUUGAUUAUUAAUAUUGUUUUUUCAUCGAUGAUGUGCAAUUUUAAUAAAAUGUUAUAUCUUUACAAUA
Molecule: messenger RNA, 3679 nt
Organism: Nilaparvata lugens (brown planthopper)
Lineage: Eukaryota; Metazoa; Arthropoda; Insecta; Hemiptera; Delphacidae
Product: acid sphingomyelinase-like phosphodiesterase 3b
Exons: 10
Coding region: 22-1383 (453 amino acids)
Molecular function (GO): hydrolase activity
Source: RefSeq, a predicted model, not a curated record